Molecule: messenger RNA, 2406 nt
Organism: Liolophura sinensis
Lineage: Eukaryota; Metazoa; Mollusca; Polyplacophora; Chitonida; Chitonidae
Product: putative amine oxidase [copper-containing]
Exons: 2
Coding region: 1-2406 (801 amino acids)
Biological process (GO): amine metabolic process
Cellular component (GO): plasma membrane
Molecular function (GO): quinone binding; primary methylamine oxidase activity; copper ion binding
Source: RefSeq, a predicted model, not a curated record
AUGUUGGAAGAGUCGUAUCCUCGAAGAUGGCGUGGGUAUUGGAAGGAAGGUUGCAUUGCUUUGGGGCUUUUUGCUGCAAUUUUGCUCGUAGCUCUCAUAGUAGUCUCUAGCGCCAGAAAUCCGGGGCCUGUGGAAAUUCAUUCUGACUCGACGUGUGACACCUAUCAUGAAAGCAUAGACUUCAACGUGCCAGAGGACCCGCCUGUAUUUGCUGACCUUACAAAGCAGGAGUUGCAAAACACUAGAGCUUACCUGAAAUCUCAAUCUGACUUAAAUCUGGUUGAUAUCAACAAAGUCAUCGUAUCAUCCAGUUACAUCUACUCCAUCGAAUUGCUUCCACCGACUAAGUCACUAGUUUUACAGCACCUGGAUAAUGCUGGCAGAAAACCACAGCGUUGGGCAAAGGUGAUUGUUUUCCGGGGAGAUUUGCCUACGCCGCUGAUUCAGGAGUACAGAGUGGGACCAAUGCCCAAACCAAGUACCCAUGAUCUGAUUGACUACAAAGGUAGCCGUAAAAACCCUAUUCCUUUUGCUUACAGACCCUUGUCAGGGACAGAUAUAGCGCUCAUCAACAUCCACAUAUUUCCAGAGAUUUUUGACAAAGCAGAAGAUAUCAUUGUUGAAAGUUUCGGAGCCAAACUGCGCGAUUGCGGCUCGAAAUGUGUGACAUAUUCAGCUGGUCCUGUGUCCACUUCACUCUCGGGAGAGGUGGUCAGAAAAUUCUGGAUUCGGUUUAGUCAUGCCGUGAACUUCAUGACUCUUCAUCCCCUAGACUUUCAAAUUUUGGUCAACUUAGACGGUGUUCAUAGGGAGAACUUUCGAAUUGAGAAAGUGUGGUACAACCAAAAGGUAUUCAACAGUCUUGGCGACCUUGUGGAUGCGUAUAGGUCAGGAAAGGUUGAAAAACUCCACUUCACAUUCCCCAAAGUGGACAAGAAUUUAUUUUCUACCUUAAACCUGCGUGGUGACCCGUUCCCUAAAAAACAACAAAGACGUCCUUUCCAGGUAGAACCCGAUGGGAAACGAUACUCCAUCUCAGGGCAGCGCAUCAAGUACAUGGGUUGGUCCUUCAAUUACAGGAUGUCCACCAACAGCGGGCCAAUGCUGUUUGAUGUACGGUAUAAACACCAACGGAUAGCAUAUGAAAUCAGCUUACAGGAAAUCGCAGUAUUCUAUUCUGGAUACGGCCCCGCCAGUCGUUUUAGUGACAUUGUCGACAGUGCUUCCAUGAUAGGUACCCUCUCAAAGAUUCUCAUCCCAGAAGCCGACUGCCCUGGUCACGCUACGUUUCUUCCGGCGACACAUCUAUUCGAUGGGUCGGAUGCACCAAUCACAUAUGACAACGCCCUGUGUCUCUUUGAACUAGAGACGGGAAAUCCUUUACGUCGCCAUCAUUCCUUUUCAGGAUACGAGGGCCACUUCUACGAGGGACUGAUGGACGACGUUCUUGUUCUAAGGACGGUGCUCACUGUUGGAAAUUAUGAUUACAUAUUCGACUACAUAUUUCAUCAGAAUGGGGUCGUCGAAGUCAAGGUCAUGGCAACUGGGUAUAUCCUGGCCAGUGCGUACUCUCCGAACGAGAGACAGUUCGGGUUCCAGAUACACAAAAAUCUCUUGGGCAAUAUUCACCAUCAUAUGUUCAAUUUCAAGGUGGACAUGGACAUUUUUGGAACAUCAAACAGAUUUGAAACUUUGGACAUAAGCGUGGAUGAGACUCCUAACGGGGAUUGGUCCUCGUUACCAGAUGUCACCGUCUACAAUCAACUUAAAUUUAAGCGAACUCUUCAUCACACGGAGAUACAGGCUGCCUACAAAUUCAACUUCAGCACCCCUAAAUAUCUCCUGUUUCACAACGAAAAGCGCAAAACUAAGCAAGGAGUUUCUCGGGCUUACAGAAUCGCCAUAAACGGUAUGUCGAAGCAACUACUUCCAGAGGGCAAAGGACACGAACCCUCCAUACCCUGGUCUCGUUAUCAGAUGGCCGUGACGAAAUUCAGACAAACUGAGGUUCAAAGUAGCUCUGUGUAUGCUAUAUGGGACAGUUACGAUCCGGUGAACAACUUCCAAAAUUUCCUCGAUGACGACGAAAACAUAGUAGACGAGGACCUUGUAGCAUGGGUGACAUUGGGUGUUCACCACAUACCCCACACAGAGGACCUUCCGGUGACCCCAACGCCUGGCGGGCAUCUCCAGUUCUUCCUGUUGCCCUACAACUACUUUGACGAAGAUCCAUCCAUGGCUUCCCGAAAUGCUAUUCGAAUACAACCAGCUGAGGACGACGGCAAGCCCGGGAAACUGCCCCUGGUGAUAAACCGCUAUGGCAUGAACAGUACUAGAAAAUGUGUUCCAAAACCUACCAGUUUCUAUGAACGCUUAUUGAAUGACCCAGACAUGAUAUUUAAUUAA